Osmerus eperlanus (European smelt) is the source of this 5027-nucleotide messenger RNA. RefSeq names its product RNA-binding motif, single-stranded-interacting protein 2-like. The transcript is spliced from 14 exons. Gene Ontology annotation, molecular function: mRNA binding. Lineage: Eukaryota; Metazoa; Chordata; Actinopteri; Osmeriformes; Osmeridae. The coding region runs from base 164 to 1261 and encodes 365 amino acids. Gene Ontology annotation, cellular component: cytoplasm; ribonucleoprotein complex; nucleus. The record is from RefSeq and is a predicted model, not a curated record.
UAGGGCAUACACUCUUGUCAUCCGCCACAGAAGCUUGUGACAGUAAGCUGCAGUGUCCUUGAAAAGCGAAGCGCACAAAAUUAACUUCGGUCUUCGUAGAGCAAAUUGCUGCUCUCUGUUCAGCACCCCUACGGUGCAGUCCUAUGUGUCCUCCGGCCACCAGAUGGCGCCCCCAAGUCCCAACACUAACAGCAGCAGCAACAGCAGUGGGGGAGGGGAACAGCUGAGUAAAACCAACCUGUACAUCCGUGGCCUUCAUCCUGGAACUACGGACCAGGACCUGGUCAAGCUGUGCCAGCCGUAUGGCAAGAUUGUCUCCACCAAGGCCAUCCUGGACAAAACCACCAACAAGUGCAAAGGUUAUGGCUUUGUGGACUUUGACAGCCCAGCAGCAGCUCAGAAGGCUGUAACCGCCCUGAAGUCAAGUGGGGUCCAGGCUCAGAUGGCCAAGCAACAGGAGCAGGACCCCACAAACCUGUACAUCUCCAACCUGCCUGUCUCCAUGGACGAGCAGGAGCUGGAGAGCAUGCUGAAGUCCUUUGGCCAGGUCAUCUCCACACGCAUCCUCCGCGAUGCCAACGGGACCAGUCGUGGUGUUGGAUUUGCCAGAAUGGAGUCUAAGGAGAAGUGUGAAGCCAUCAUUCAGCAUUUUAAUGGAAAAUUCAUCAAGACUCCACCAGGAGUGCCUGUGCCCCCAGAACCAUUAUUGUGCAAGUUUGCAGACGGGGGACAGAAGAAGAGGCUGAACCAGGGGAAGUACCUGCAGAAUGGUCGGCCCUGGGGCAGAGACGGGGACACGGGAGGGAUGACACUUGCAUAUGACCACGCAGCCUUACAGAAUGGGUUCUACUCAUCCCCCUACAGUCUGGCUCCUAACAGAAUGAUCGCCCAGACACCCCUGUCACCCUACAUGCAUUCACCUGUCUCCUCCUACCAGGUACAUAGUCCCUCCUGGAUGCACCACCAGUCAUACCUCAUGCAGCCAGCAGGCACAGUCUUGACCCCGACCAUGGACCAUACCAUGUCCAUCCAGCCCACAUCCAUGAUGGGCCCUCUCACCCAGCAGCUAGGCCACCUGUCUCUGGGCAGCACAGGCACGUAUAUGCCUGCAAACACAACCAUGCAGGGGACUUACAUCCCCCAGUACACCCCAGUGCCUCCUGCCAGUGUCCCUGUGGAGGAGAAUGGUGGACAACAGCAACAGGUUGCCAUGGAGACACCUACAGAACACACAAAUUACUCCUACCAACACACCAAGUGAAGCUAAGCUAAGCUCCCUCUGGUGAGGGCUCACGGCAGACUGAACCAGUGGGGUUCUACAGGAGGAUUGCAUUGCUCUGCAUACAGACACCAUGCACCCGACUCAAACACAGAUCACAAAAGGAACCUGCGUGUGUUUCGACAGAGAAGACAACGUCACACUUUUCCUAUUACUUCUACAUGAGUUUAUCAACCAAAGGUGGGAACCUUCUGCAAAGAAGCUUUGAUCUAUUUUGAUAACUGAAAAUAACAAAACAAAAAAAAGAACAAAGAAACUAGUAGGAAAGGAGGAAGACACAGAGCAUUAUUUUUGUGCACGUAAUAUAUCAAAUUCUUAUUUUUAAAAACCAUUCUGAAUGUUUCAGAGUGAUAUCAAGGAAAAGAGUUACAACACAAUGUGUCUUUUAUUUUUUGUAAGAUAUGCAAACAUUUUUAUUUUUUCUGAUGUGUGUUUUUUUGACAUUCUAUUUGCAGCAGUAGGACAAUAUUUUGUACAGAUUUUACGCAAAAUUACAAUUUGUUAACAUUUUGUGUUAUAAAAAGCAUGUCAAAUGCUAAAUAAACCGUUUAAAGCUACUUCUUUAUAAACUAGUCUGUUAAAUUAACUGCCAGAAGAUAACAUUGGUUGUUUAAAGAUUAUUUAAAAUCUGAUAAAACAAUGUUUCUCUCACAAACACAGAUUUCAUUUUAUAAGCGUAGGACAAUCAUUAUACUUUUUAUUUAAAUGUUUAUUUACAAUGUACAAACAUGUCACCUAUAUAUUUUAUUUAGUGAUUAUAAUUUAUAAGGUAAUGAUGAACAUUGGCAUUAAGAUUGACAACUCAUACUAUAAUAUUUUAUGAGAACAUUCUCUGCAAAUGGUUCUUUUUAUAACAUAUUCAAUUUAAACAUUUUAGUAAAUACAGACAUGAAUGUAUUCUAUGAGAUUUGACAAAACAGAUUUCUAAAUUCAAUUUAAUCCUAUCAUCAGUUAUAUCAUUCCAAGAAAGGAAUGUUUAACAUGCUUUAAUAUCACCAUUGUUUAUGAAAAAUACAUUUAGAUUGUGUUUACCUUUAAAAGUGUAUUACGGCAAUUAUUGGAUCAUACAUGCCCAGGGUUAGUAUUAUAAUAGUUUAUAGGACUUUAUUUGGUUUGUGAAUCAUGCCCAUGUACCACACACGGUCUGUGAGAAGUGGUUUUAAACGGUUUUGUUAGGCUAGAUCUACAGUUAUCAAUAGUGAAUUGCAACUUUUGUAAAAAUACAAAAAAUACAAAGAUAAAAUAGAUAAAAUAAAUACAAAUUGUUGGUGUGAGCAUAUGGGGGUUAUGAUGAUGUAUGUGUACACAAGAGUGCUAAAGUAGCUAAUUGGAAUAAAUCAAGAAGAAAAAGUGUGGUUACCUAAAGAAAGGAGUUAGAGUGUCCUCAUUUUGUCCUUGUUCAUAUAGUUAGGGGCCUUUGUUGGAGAAAAAGGGAGCUGCAACUCUUGUUCAAUGCUGCUGUUGUCUCCUGAGUUGUAAUUUCUAACUGUCAGCCAUUUUGUUUUUUGUUGUUGUUGUAGAAAGCUAUUUUGUUGUCAUUUUUUGUCUUUCACUUGAAACCUUUGAGUUGUCAUGCCUUAUGUUGUUGUUAACCUAGAAUAUCUUUUUGAUUAAUUUACUUUUCAUUAAAAUUAGAUUUUAGCUGUAGGGAAAUAAUUUUCCUAGACUGUAGAUGUUAAGUUGUUUUUACUUUCUAAGAGAUUCAGUGCAUUUUAUAUGAUGUUGAGUUUGUGCAUUUGCACGUGGUCCAUGCAAACUGCAACAUUAUGUUUUGCUUGCUUUAUCCUAUGUUAAUUUCCGUUCCAGAGCACUGUGUUGUUAAUCAUUAUAUUUUUACCGGCCUAACAGAAAGUCUUUAAGUCCACUUCCACUAGCCCAACUAUUUCAUUGCAUGCGGUAUAUAAUCAUAUUCAGAAGCUGAGAAAGCAUAUGAAUGCCCUUUCCAACAAAAUAGACACUGUGAAUGUGUGCAUUAUCCAAUUAUUGAAUAGUUUGAAACACAUUUAAAUACAUUUGUGAAAAUGAAAAACUCCUUGAUAAAUUAAUUGAAUAAGUGUGGCAAAAGGCCAUUUAAAAGGUUUAGGGCCAUCAGAAGUAAUCGAGGGUUGAGCUUCCUAUUCUUAAGCAGUCGUAGUUUUACAAACCAUAGUUUUAAUGGUUUAUGCUGGAUGUCACAUUUUUCUAACUAUUCACAAUAUUGUGUUCAUCUUUGCACCUCUAGCUCAGCAUUCGGUCUCCUUCAUCCAGGUUUGUUUGUUAUUUAUAUCUGCAACCAAAGAUGAUCAAGCCAUCAACCUGUCAGCAGAGCUUUCUGUCAGUUUAUUACAUAGUAAAAUGCUGAUCUCAGUCCACGGACAUAUAUAUCUCUUUUCUGUAGCUCUAUGUUGAUGUAAGACCUUUUUAUUUUUUAAAGUUACAGGAAACUAAUGGGACAUUGAGUGACAUUCCUCUCAUAACGUGGUUUUGUUGAAUGAAUGUUUAAGAUGUUCAUUUAAAACCACAUUGUAAAAAUCUGCGGGAAAUGGUUCUCAUGCUUUAUAGUGUCAAAAUGGAGAGUUCAGCAUUUGCAAUCUCUGUAAAUAUUAGACUCCCUUCUGUUCUCUUGUAUUCUAUACAUGUCAAGAUGUUUGUAAUUUUAUUUGUCUCUACUUUAUCAACUAUAUUUUGUUGAUGUUUCAUGAUCUGUCCAGAUACAGUAACACAAGAAUUAUCACAAGCAAGUUUCACAUUCAGUCCACCACAUCAUGAAGGAAAAUAAGGAUAAUUUUAUGUAUUCAUGGUAACUGAUAUUUCAUGUAUCAGCCAUAACAUUAAACAUAAAUUUAUUUUGAAACUAUGAAAUGACCAGUUCUUAUGCAGCUUUCCCAGUAUUGCAAAUUGAUGUUCCAUGUUCUAUUAUGAACUUCUCUUUAACCAAUUUAAUCUUAACAUUGGUGUGUGAUAUGACAUUUUCAUGGAAGGAGGUAUCAAAGUCAGAAGCUUUUUGUAGGACUUGAAAACCAGGGGGAUUUCAAACAUAAUAUUUAUCUGAUCUUUCGUUGUGCACUUAUCCAUGCCAAUGCAAUUCUUAAAAACAAUGCAAAUCCUAAUGCAAAAAUCCUCAUGUCCUCCCUUUAAGUCCAGAUCAUGUAGCUUUGAUGGCUUAUUUCAUAGUUUCAAAAUGUUAUGCUGCUAAAACGGGAUGUCCAUGCAGUUUGUAAGAUGAUGGCCACUCUGAAUGUUCCAACAUGUCUUCCUUUAGAAACUUGAUUCACUUUAUCGAACAAUUUAAGUUUUAAGUUUUAACACUAUAACAUUAGGCCUAUGACACAUGGAAACAAAUCCAUUGAUGUUGCUGGUUAGUUAUUUGGUUAUGUAAUUUGUAGUACAGUAAUAAUUUACAAAAUCAGAGAUUAAAUUCAUUGCAAACUGGUACUCUCAAAAAAUCUCAUUUGUAGUCAAAUAUAAUAUCAAGUUGGUUGCCUUUGAAGUUGAACAUUCAGUUGGCCUAUCUGACACUGCUAGAAAACAUUUUUCUUAUUUAUAAAAAACUCAUUUGUACAGUUUGUUGGAGGACAGUGGUUUUGAUAUUUGGUUUGUUUGCUAAUGAGCUGGUUAGCCACUUGGCAACUUUUGUCUCUGCCAGAAUUGUUAAAUUCUGCUAACUUCAGUUUUUUAUUCAGAGAUAAAUAUUUUCCUUCUUUCUUGGUUUUACUCUUUGAACUUGAAUAUGUUGAUUUUCUUUUUUAAAUAAAAGCCUUGUUUUUAA